Messenger RNA from Batrachochytrium dendrobatidis JAM81, 3111 nucleotides. RefSeq lists its product as uncharacterized. Gene Ontology annotation, biological process: spliceosomal complex disassembly. The coding region runs from base 1 to 3111 and encodes 1036 amino acids. Gene Ontology annotation, cellular component: U2-type post-mRNA release spliceosomal complex. Gene Ontology annotation, molecular function: nucleic acid binding. The record is from RefSeq and is a predicted model, not a curated record. The transcript has 3 exons. Lineage: Eukaryota; Fungi; Chytridiomycota; Chytridiomycetes; Rhizophydiales.
AUGGGCAGACGACGGCAUAAAAACAUCAUAGAUGAUGGUGGGAUGAGUGAAAGUGAUGAGAGCGGAAGCGACGGAUACUCUAAUCGAAACCGUCGAUACGGAGACGGAGACGGAGACUAUGAUAUAAGUGCAGAUUUAAACGACGAAGCCAUGCUGACAGAUCCAUCUAGACAUGUGCACAAGCAUGGUAGAUCAAAGGAAGAUACGAUCUAUGGAGUUUUUGCUGCUGGAAAUUCAUCUUUGAAUAACGACUUUAGCCAUGGCGGUUCAUCUCGGAGACGCAGUCAUAAUAAUGCAUCCAUAUCGUUUGUCAAGGCAGAUGUCUUGGACAUGGAUAUAGAUCAAAACGAAGCUGAUCAAAAAAACAUGGAGUCCGAUAGCGAUUCGUCUUCUAGCACAAGUUCUGAUGAUCGACGGAAGGGCAUGAACACUUCAGACGGUGAUGAUUCUGAUGACAAUGAAAAAAUGUCUGAUCGACAAAGGCGAGUGCAUAGAGGUGACUCGGACUACAUUGAAGAGGAUCAGGAAGAUGAAGAUGACGAUCGUCCUUCAUUUGGCGGACUUGGACUUGUCAAACCUAAUACCUUGCUAGCCCAAAAUAUCAGCGGAUCUACAGCAUCAAGCACUGUACGAAUCACAAAAAAAGCUACAUCAAAUGGUGAAAUCAGUCAUUCCAGCUUAGGGAAUUUUUCAAAUGAACCAGCAACUCACGGAUCUCGGAAAACCAAAGAGAUGUUAGUCAAGCCAUCUACUAAACCAAAUCAGUUGUCGCAUACAGGAUCUCAAAUUGGAAACGCCAAGACCUCGAUCAAACCAGCGAAAUAUUCCAAGCCUGACGCUAAUUUUGCAACAUUUGAGCGUCAUACUAAAGGAUUUGGAUCAAAGAUGCUUGCCAAAAUGGGAUAUGUUCCAGGUACGGGUCUUGGAGCCAACCGUGUUGGCAUCAUAGCUCCAAUUGAUGUUAAACUUAGACCAAGUGGUAUGGGUUUGGGUCAUGGUGGAUUUGAUGAGCGCACAGAGACAGUCAAGCGAGAAAAAGAUGAACAAAUUAGGGAUGAUAAAGGUAAUGACGUAGAUCAACAACUAUGGAAAAAAGGAGCCAAAAAAGACAAGCAAGAUGGAUGGAAACGAAAUGAGGGAACUACACGCAAGUCGACAAAACCACGAUUUAAAACUGCUCAAGAUCUUUUGCAAGAGCAUGAUGGACUGAUUGGCAAUGAAGUGAUUUCACUUGUACAACCAACCAAAAUUAUUGACAUGACAAGCAAGCAAGCUCGGGUUUUGUCAAAUAUAUCAGAGGCAUCCCAAAAGGCUAUUAAUGGACCAGAUAUGUCGGGAAGACUUCCUGAAUUGCGUCAUAACCUACUUUUGAUCAAGGAUUUGGCACAAUCAGACCUGCUUUAUGUAUCGCGAAAGAAACAUCACGAGAGUACGCUAGAAACCCGUCAAAGAUCAGACGCGAAUGCACUUGAAGCACUUCUCAAGGAUGAAAGGACUCGAUUAGAGCGUCUUGGACGGAUACGAGAACUUGUUGGUCAAUGUAGAGCUAUUUCAAUUUCGAAUCCUGUUUGUGUUGAGAAUCCACACGAUGGCAAAGACAGUCAUUUGAUAACAGCUGAGCAACUUUAUAAGCCAGUGUUUGAGGAAAUGCAGAAAAACUAUAUGCCAGAGUACAAAACUCUUGGACUGGAUGGUUUAAUAGUUGCUACUCUAAUGCCUUGGUUCAAGGCUAUGCUUUGUAACUGGUCCGUUCUUGAAAAUCCUACUUUUGGUGCAGAUGUUGUUAAGCGAUGGAAAAGAUUUCUAGUGAUGGAUGGUUCCGAGUGUUCCAAUUCAGCUACAAAACUUGGAGAAAUGCAUUUGGAGACAAGUAUGGGUGAAGAUCGUAAUACAAUGGCACCAUUUGAAUCGAUGCUGUAUACUAUUUGGCUUCCCAAAGUUCGACAGGCUAUCAACAACGACUGGAAUGUAUAUCAACCUGACUCGCUUGUGGCAUUUUUUGAAGCAUGGAACUCUUGUUUAGACACCAAUAUGUACUGGUCUGAAUCAUCACAGAGCUCUGUAUCUAUUUUACCAACCUGGUUAUUCCAAAACAUUGCAUGCCAGCUUGUAAUUCCUAAACUUAAACGAGCGGUAGAUAUGUGGGAGCCACAUCGAGAUAAAACAAGUGAUCAGAACGAGCUAAUGGCUCAUACAUGGCUGCAUCCCUGGCUUCCUAUUUUAGGUGAUUUAUUGGAACCGUUUUGGACUGAAGUACGUCGUAAACUAGAAUACUGCUGGAAAAAUUGGAAUCCAAAAGAUCAUACCCCGUUACAAGUAAUCAAGCUCUGGACUCCAGUGUUUUCUAAAGCAGAUCUGGAGCAUAUACUGACUACAUGUAUUCUUCCAGCACUGAUUGUUCAUCUUCGAACAGAAUUUAAAUUAUCACCAGCCAAUCAAGAUCUUGGACCACUUUUGCAUGAUGUUUUUCCAUGGUGUCAUGUUAUUCCACCAGCACUGUUUUCGCAUCUGAUUGCGACCGAGUUUUUUGCACCGUGGUGUCGCAUGUUGUGGACAUGGAUAGCAAGCCCGAGUGCCAAUUUGGAAGAAGUAUCAAAUUGGUAUGUGAGUUGGAAGAAUGUAUUUGAGGAAGCAGAAGGUGGGUCUAUUCGAUCCUUGCCUUGUGUAGCAGAUGGAUGGCGUACGGCUUUGGAUAUGAUGAAUCAAGGUGUUGCGUUACGCGCUGAUGAUGGAUCUAGUACCAAGAUACCAACCAUGCCCACGCUCCCUGCGUCCAUGCAUCCACUGAGGGCCCAAUCUGGUAAAGCCACAGCAUAUGGAGAAUCGACGAGCGCAGGAAAACUCACACAAGCAGUAUCGACAGUAUCACAGACGCCUCAACUCAGUUUCCAAGAUUAUGUAGAAGUAGUUGCGUCUGAACAUAAUGUGGUAUUUGUACCAGCACUUCGUGAUCAUGCAGAAAGUGGUAAACCAAUUUAUAGAUUGGGUAAAAAGCUGAUGGUUUACAUUGAUAACGGAGUGUUGUUUGUAUUGGAAAUGACUGGUGAAUCUGGACAAAAAGAAUGGCGACCAAUAUCAGUUGAAAAUGCCAUUUCAAUGGCCAACCAAUAA